AUGGACACCUCAAUUCUUGCAAAAAGAAAGCAUAGUCAAGACGAUGGCAAUCAGCAAGAUUCGAGCAACAAGAAACUACAGCUAGAUACCCCGGAAAUCCGUGGCAAUGACGAAUAUAACCAAAAUAAUGCAGAGGAGGAAGAAGCGGAAGAAGCGAUAAAGCAGUUUUCUUCUGAUCAACGAUUAGCCCUACCAGAUGAGCCUAUUUGUGUUGUGUGUGGAAAAUACGGCGAAUAUAUCAACGAUGACACCAAUCAUGACAUUUGCAGUUUACAAUGUAAAGCAAUCAAUACGGAUUUGAACCAGCACAGACUUGUUAGAAAAAAGGCCAAAAAACCAGUGAUAAUCACGCAUAUUCGAGACUACGUUGCAGCCAAUGUUCAUGCCAAACUGACGAAUUACCAAGAGCCACCUUCCAUCGCUAGCAUGAGCCCACAACAGGUCGAUCAAAUGCUGAAAGCACACGAAGUGGAAGUUACUGGAAGCAAUAUACCCAAACCAUUCAGCACAUACGAUCAACUUGCACCAGUUUUGGGCGAUACCAUUUUACACAACAUUGAAUCGAUGGGUUGGUCCAUGGCCACAGGCGUGCAGCGACAGGCAGUUACUAUUGGGCUCGCGGGACGAGAUUUGAUGGCUAUUGCACCCACACACAGCGGAAAAACUGCUGCCUUCUGUAUUCCGAUGCUGGUGCACUGUGUAUCGCUCUCAAUGAUAGACGAUUACAAGCGAAGAGCUGGACCUUAUGCGAUAAUCAUGGCGCCCACCCGUGAGCUGUGUUGCCAGAUUGAAAAUGUCAUGAAGAGUUUGGCCCAAGGUCUUCGAAACAUGCGCACAGGACUUUUGAUUGGAGGAGAGCCCUUACCAAAUCAGUUGCAUCGACUGAAAAAAGGGGUUCAAAUCAUCAUUGGGACACCUGGUCGUAUUUUAGAUGUGAUCACUCACCAUCCAAAACUGUUUCGUGCGUGGAAAAUUCAGAUGCUCGUUUUAGAUGAAGUCGAUGCCAUGUUUAGUCUGGGAUUUGGAACGCAAGUGAAGCAAAUUUUGGGGAAGAUGCAAGACCACAAGACUGUCCGACAGACAUCGUACUUUUCAGCUACCAUGAGUGAUGACAAGAUGCUGGAGCGACUCUACGACAAACUCGUCUUGCCCAUUGAAAUCAAGGUUGAGCAGCAAAAAAAGAUAACGAGGUUACCUGAAGCAAGUGAUCAAGUGCGACAAACAAUCCUCUGGGUGGACAACAAGAGCAAAGCCAAACGCCUGUUCUCUAUUUUAAGAGAUCCAAAAUAUUUUGUGAUACCCAUACUUGUAUUUGUUGCUAGUCGACUGGGAGCAGAGUUCUUGACCAGAGCGAUAAAGAAACGAAAUUCCCAUUUGCGAGUGGUGGCCAUGCAUGGAGAUAAAACGCAGGAGGAAAGAGCGAUGAUCAUUGCGGGGAUUAACCAAACAGAACCAUUGUGGGAUAUCAUUGUUUCAACUGAUGUACUUGCGCGCGGCAUCGAUUUACCAUCUGUGCGGCUCGUUAUCAAUUAUGAUAUGGCAACAACGCUGGAUGAUUAUGUUCAUCGCAUAGGUCGUGCUAUUUUGCAGAAGCCUUUGCCAGCAAAUUCAAAACAGCAGAUGGGAUGGUCUAUUACAUUUAUCAAUCAAGAACAUCAACAUUUACUGAAAUCUUUUGCAACCAUGCUCUCCAACAAGUCCGUUGCCAUGGUAACACCAUUGCCCUCACAAUUGAAACGACAUUUGCAAUAA
This is a messenger RNA of Mucor velutinosus, 1752 nucleotides long. Its product is annotated as eukaryotic translation initiation factor 4E. NCBI's taxonomy places the organism in Eukaryota, Fungi, Mucoromycota, Mucoromycetes, Mucorales, Mucoraceae. Gene Ontology annotation, molecular function: nucleic acid binding; ATP binding. The record is from RefSeq and is a predicted model, not a curated record. Bases 1 to 1752 code for a protein of 583 amino acids. The transcript has 3 exons.